Linum trigynum is the source of this 3253-nucleotide messenger RNA. The record is from the annotation of a GenBank genome assembly. NCBI's taxonomy places the organism in Eukaryota, Viridiplantae, Streptophyta, Magnoliopsida, Malpighiales, Linaceae.
AAAGUAACUCAACUACAAUAAUAAACAAUGGCUAUUUUCCAAAAAAAUGGGAUUGUGGAGAUGUUGUCGUAUGCAACGAUGAAUUAGCCUUUGGUUUACUUGAGCUUUUAAUUAACUAACUAAUUUUUUUUUUUUUACUCAUUCGCAAAACAAUCUCGAAUAUGGCUAUGCAACCUACGUUAAUCCAAUUCACAUGAAAUGGCAGUUUGAUAUGACCCAAAACUAUAUUCCAUAAGAUAUAGUGAUGGCAAUUUCAACCCGUCUUGCGGGUAUUAUCCGACCUGACCCGUGAUGGGACGGGUAUUACUUGACCCGCAGUAGCGUGGGGCGGGGCAUGGGUAUCUACUUUCGACCUGUCCUGUCCCGCACCGCCCUGUUCUAGACUCAUUUUAUCUCAAUUUCUUACAAUAUCUAUACAUAUUUCUCCUAUUUUGACUUUUCUUCAACUAGUUAGAGUCGAUUUUUCAACUUGUUAGGCUCAAUUAUCCAUGUAAUUAUCAAUAUUUUUCAUUCUUAAAGUGAUUUUCCCUACGUUUUAUUGUAAAAAGUAAUAUUUACUUGUUUUUUUUUUUUAACAACAUGUAAGAGUGGGUCGACCAGCCCCGCCCCGUACCCGUGCGGGUUUUACCCGCCCCGACCCAUAAUAGCGUGGGGCGGGGCAUGGGAAUUGAGAUAACCGCCCCGCCCCGCCCCAUUGCCAUCACUAGAUACCCACUCAGCUCUGAUGACCCGGCCCAAACUUUGAUCGGUUUAUCAAUGUUGCUUCUGACCUUCUGUAAUGGUGGCCCGAACCGCCGGCGGAUCACCACUUUCUCAUCUGUCCAUUUGGAUAUGCGAAAGUGUAUUGAGGCCACAAAUGUCGAAUUUUACCCUAUAUCAUCAUCUUCAUCAUCUACCACGUUGCUUCCCUCCGGCCUCCGCUCCGCGGCUUUCAGUAUUCCCCUGUUAGCUCCCCUGUAUUUUCUCGGUACAAAUAUUCUGUUUCCAAGAGGGAAAAAGGGAAGCGGGGCUCGAUAGAAACGAGGUUUGGAGAUCAUGAGUGGGAAAGCGGUGGUGGCAGUUACAGGGGCUUCAGGUUUCAUAGCAUCAUGGCUUGUCAAGCUUUUACUUCACCGUGGAUACACAGUCAAAGCUUCUGUUCGUGACCCAUACGAUGAAAAGAAGACAGCCCACUUACUUGGGUUGGACGGAGCCAAGGAAAGGUUGCAACUUUUCAAAGCAGAGCUGCUGGAAGAAGGGUCUUUCGACUCCGCCGUUGAAGGAUGCUCCGGAGUUUUCCACACUGCUUCCCCUGUUUUCUUCUCGGCCGCUGAUCCCCAGGCAGAAAUAAUCGAUCCUGCGGUGAAAGGAACCCUCAAUGUUCUCAAAUCAUGUGCUAAAUCUCCUUCUGUAAAGAGAGUGAUCGUAACCUCCUCCACCGCAUCAAUUUUAUACACAGGGAAACUUGUAAACAAAGAUUCAGUUGCGGAUGAGACUUGGUUCUCCGAUCCAGAACACUGCAAGGACCUUAAGAUUUGGUACCAACUUAGCAAGACAUUAGCGGAGAUUGCUGCAUGGGACUUCGCAAAGGAGAAUGGGGUGGAUAUGGUAACAAUACAUCCUGGCCUUGUAAUUGGUCCCUUUUUACAGCCCAGUCUUUGCUUCUCAGUUGAGGUCAUUCUCAACCUUGUUAAUGGGAAUAAGAGCAGCCGGUUGUCCCAUUUUUUGGUGGUUGAUGUUAGAGAUGUUGCAGAAGCUCAUCUCAAAGCUUUUGAGACUCCAUCAGCUUCUGGUAGAUACUGCUUAGUUGAAAGCAGUGUGCCAUUGUCUCAAGUUUUGGAGAUUCUUCAUAAGCUCUACCCAACAUUGCCUCUUGCUGACAAAUGUGGAGAAGUGGAUAUUAUGAACUUGCCUGGAUUUGGGGUAUCAAAGGAGAAAGCAGAAGGGUUGGGGAUCAAGUUCAUCCCGCUGGAGGAGUCGCUUAAGGACACCGUUGAAUGCUUGAAGGAGAAAGAAUUCCUUCAUUUCUGAUUCAGACUUUGCUGUCUAUUGGUUAAAAAGUUUCAUAAUGUUAGCUUCCGACUUACAUUUGGCGAUCAUCUUUGUACUUUGUACUACUUUUAUAAUUAAAGGUGGUAAUUCAAAUAUUUGUCUCAGUCGAGACGGAACUCGAUCUAAAUCCCAUUUUUUAAAUGUCGCGUGUAUUGGCAUUAUUCAAUGUAAUAAUAACUUGCGAGUGUUUAUUAAUACAUUAGUAUAUACUAAUAAUUAGAUUCGUUUGAUUCGUAAUUGCUAAUGAUCUUAUCCAAAAUCAAACCAAUUUAUGAAUUGAUAGUGUAUUUUACCGGUACGUAUAUUUGUGAACUCACUAGUUAUUGUGACCUAACUCAUUACGAUCUAACUUAUCAUGACUAGACUUAUUGACAUUCGACCCAUUAUAUGGUUUCUCUAGCCUCUUUGGUUGCCAAUGCAACCCCUUCACUCAAUAGGGCAGUGCACUGUAGUGCUUAUGGGACUCGACUGUUCUUCAUUCAUUCGCCGUUACUGGAUAGUCACUUUUUUCACUCAAACAUUCCCUCCAUUCAUGACUAAUUAUUUCUUAUAUAUCGAUUAAACGAGCUUAUCAUGCAAGUCUUCCUUAGUAUAAGAUUGACUGAAAACUCCCUUGUUAUUAACUAAUAACAAGAUAAUCUCUUUACAUUACACAAAGGUUUUGCAAAGUAAAUUAUUUUUUACAUAACAAUUUAAUCAGUUGUGAUAUUUUUUGUAACGUAUUUCAUUUAUUAUUAAUCAAUAUUCCUAAUUAUUAACUCAAAUCUUCACCGCGUCAUCAUUUGCAUAAUGCAAAGGUUCUGUAUGUAACUUUGGCAAUCAUGUUUGCUAUAACUCUACCUAAAUUCAACUCACUAAAAUAUGGACCGCAAACACGUUACACAUGCCUACAUUGAUUUGUUAGUGCCUAUGCCUUGUCUCGCUUGAUCCAAAACUCGUUUAUUAAUAUCUGAAUUCUUUUGAUUCGUAAUCAGUAUUGUUUUAAUCCAAAACUGACUAGUUAUCGACUGUUAGUGUUUUACCAUCAUUCUCGUGAUUUGCUAAUCAUCAUGAUUCAACUUAUCGUGACUCUACCUGCCCCAUUAUAGGGCUCCUGUAGCCCCUUGGUUACCAAUGCAAAACCCUCAUCCUAAUUUGGGCAAUGUGAAUGAGAUAAUCCUUCACUCAACCGUUCUUCACGCUUUCCUUCGUUAUUAACAAGUAAUGAAUUUGAUUAAUAAUU